Messenger RNA from Zerene cesonia (dogface butterfly), 1346 nucleotides. RefSeq names its product UMP-CMP kinase (gene Dak1). Bases 122 to 766 code for a protein of 214 amino acids. Gene Ontology annotation, cellular component: cytoplasm; nucleus. The record is from RefSeq and is a predicted model, not a curated record. Gene Ontology annotation, biological process: UDP biosynthetic process; CDP biosynthetic process; 'de novo' pyrimidine nucleobase biosynthetic process. The transcript has a single exon. Gene Ontology annotation, molecular function: UMP kinase activity; ATP binding. NCBI's taxonomy places the organism in Eukaryota, Metazoa, Arthropoda, Insecta, Lepidoptera, Pieridae.
AAUGUCAAAAUCUGUCAAUGUCAGCAUCUAAUCGAAAACAUCAAGGUCACAAUUGCGCGCAUGUUUUAUGCGAUAAAGUUAUUCAAUUAAAAUAUUUCUAUUCAGUCUUCGUAUACAUUUCAUGUGGGAUCGACUCAUUCGUCCACUGAGUAGUUAUAUAAAAAAAAUGGUUCCUGAAGUUGUUUUCGUUUUGGGUGCUCCUGGAGCCGGCAAGGGCACACAGUGUUCAUUUAUUUCGAAGGAAUUCGAUUUCGUGCAUCUUUCCGCUGGUGAUCUAUUGCGUGAGGAGCGGCAAAGGCCCGGUUCGGAAUAUGGCGAGAUGAUUGAAGAAAAGAUCCGAAACGGUGAGAUCGUACCGGUUGAGGUUACGUGUUCGUUAAUACAUAAGGCUAUGACGAAGUCUGGAAAGACGCGGUUUCUUAUUGAUGGUUUUCCACGAAAUAAAGACAAUUUAGAUGGCUGGGAGCGUGUGAUGUCUGAUAAAACGAAACUUCUUUUCGUAUUGUUUUUCGAGUGUUCCCGAGAUUUAUGUACGGAAAGGUGUCUGGGACGAGGCGCGGCUGGCAGCGGCCGCUCUGACGACAAUCUGGAGAGUCUGAAGAAGAGAUUUAACACUUAUUUGAAUGACACCAUGCCGAUUAUUAACCAUUAUGAUCAACUGGGUUUAGUUCGCAGAGUAAAUGCGGAAAAAGGCCCACAGGAUGUAUUCGAAGAUGUCAAGAAGUGCUUCAAUUCACUUGAUGUACAGAGUAUAGAAAUUAAGUAAUUCAUGUGUCAAAUCAAUGUUUAGAAUGUGUGGCAUUGUGUGUGUCUUAAAUAACAACAGAUAGUAGCUAAAUUUUCCUCCAAAGAAAUAUUCAUAGGAAUGUAAAUGUGGGUUUACAUUAGAGUUUACUGAAGCAGCUGUAGAGCUUAACUAUGUGUAAUAACAGAAUGCAUUUUAGCAAGGUUGAGAAGUCUCAUUUGCCUGGUUUAUAACCUUCAUUGUAAUUGCAUUUAAAUUACAUUGUCUUAAAGGUCAUUUUGUAAAAGGUCAUUUGUAUUUUGCCCCUAUACAUAAAACUCUAACUUAAAUUAUUAAAUACUGCACUAGAAUCACUUAUCUCUUUAUAUGAAUGACAUCAUUUGAUUAGAAAUGAUAACCAUUAGAGAUUGUGAAAUUGAAACUGAUGCCAUGUAAUUGAUACCAAUUUGAAAUAGUAACUUUCAAGCGGCAAAAAGGGGUAUACUAAAAAUGACUGUAUAUCUGUAUAACUCUGCUAUUUACUAUUUUCUUUUGCUGUUUAUAUUUUUUAAUUUAUACAAAAUGUAUGAUAUGUAAAUAAAGAUUUAAGUUGUACUGUUCA